AAUCGACCCUAAUAAGCGAGACGACGACGGCAAAGAGUCCAGGUUUUGAAGAGGAGGAAGAGGCUCUCUCUACAACGACCACGCCAGAAUCUUCUACAUCAACAGCAGCAGCAGCAGCAGCAGCUGUUACCACUGAAGGAGUUCAGCCAGAAACCACUUCUACUGCACUACCAGUCUCAGAAGAGGAGGUCAUCUCUACGACGCUCACGCCUGAAUCGUCUACAUCAGCAGCAGCUGUGACAACGACAGAAACUGCCAAGGAGGAUGAGGUGACCACAAAACAACUGCCUAGUAUUCCAGCGGUUUCAGUCUCCAUCAUCACCACAACUCCAGAAUCAACGAUGAUAAACGAGACGACGACAACAACAGCAAAGAGUCCAGUUUUAGAAGAGGCGUCUUCUACUACGGCAACACCUGAAUCCUCCACAUCACUACUUGACAGCAUGAUCACCACUGUGAAAUCGCUGUUCACGACGACUCCAUCGCCGACUGCUGCUGAUGAAGCCCUGUCCACUGUCACAGCCACCAAAGAAGAAGAGGAGCCUGAAUCGGUCACUCAUUCAAUUUUCAAUGUUUCAGCUCCUGAAGAAGGCGGCUUGAAGGACAGAGUGACUGAGGUGCCGACAACUCCAAUGGCAAUUCAGGGAGAGGAAGUGGUGGUGACGACUGAGAAAAUUGAGCUUGUGGUUUCAACAACAGUUAAGCCUGACGAGCAAGGCACAACAGCAGCAGCAGCAGCUGGUACUACCUCGAAGCAGCCAUCAGUCCGUCUGGAUGACCAGGGCGCCGCCACCACUGAGAAGCCCGGCGGAAUGGAGAUGGGUGGUGGUGAUGAGGAGCUGGUGACUGAGACGCUGCUUAAUAUUCCGCCGGUUUCAGUGGCAGUCACGACCACACCAAAAUCGAUGGUGAUAAGCGAGACGACGACGAUAACUAGUUUAAUCUCAGAGCAGGAGGUUUCUUCAACAACGCUAAGUCCAGAGAUGAAAAUCACCACCGAGGGCGUCUCUUCCCAGCCAACAACAACAACAACUGCAAAGGCAGAGCUUCCGGAGGAAAGUGUCACAACUGGUGAGGGAACAUCGUCUGAACUUCCAACGACCACCAGAACAGUUGAAGGAGUGACAAGUGAGGCGACAAGUGAGCUUCCAGCAGCUAAAACGGAGCCUUCAAUUACAACAGAAGGCGUGAUCUCUUUUGAAACAACUGCAACAACUCCAAAAACUCCAGAGCAGGAGCAAGUGACUACUCAAGCUGCUGAACUGCCAACAACACCACAGACAGAGCUNGAGAGAGUUACGACUGAGGGCGUGUCAACGGAAGCUCCAACGACAGCUAUUCCAGAGGAGAGAACAACAAAGAGUUCAACUGAUGAGUUGCCAACAGCAAAGACAGAGUUUCCAGCGAUGACAACAGAAGGAGGAGUGUCCUCGGAGGCAACAGCAACUUUGAAACCAGAGGAACGAGUCACUGCUGAAGCAACGACACUCAAACCAGAGGAGAGAGUGACCACUGAAGCAGUCAUUUCUGAGCUUCCAGUUACAACUGAAGCAGUUCAGACAGAGACUUCGACGACACAGGAGAGAGUGACCACUGAAGGUGUGCCUUUUGAAGCAUCAACAACACUUAAACCAGAGGAUGCAGUGACAACAGAAGCUGCAGUGUCUGAACUCCCAACAUCAAAGGCAGAACUACCAGCAAUGACAACAGAAGGAGGAGUGUCUUCAGAAGCACCAACAGCUGCUAAACCCGAGGAAAGAGUAACGACUGAGGGCAUCUCAUCAGAAGCUCCCACGACAGUUAGAUCUGAGGAGGAGACCACAAAGGGCUCAAUUGAUGAGUUGCCAACAACAACCAGAGCAGAGCUUCCGUCAACUACGACAACUGAAGGAGAAGUGUUUUCAGAGGCGGCCACAACUUUGAAACCAGAUGAGCGAGUCACUGCUGAAGCUACGUCAAUCAAACCUGAAGAGAGAGUCACAACAGAGAGUGUGUCUUCUGAGACGUCUACAACUGUUAAACCCGAGGAGG
This is a messenger RNA of Rhagoletis zephyria (snowberry fruit fly), 2031 nucleotides long. The record is from RefSeq and is a predicted model, not a curated record. NCBI's taxonomy places the organism in Eukaryota, Metazoa, Arthropoda, Insecta, Diptera, Tephritidae.